Messenger RNA from Sphenostylis stenocarpa, 4146 nucleotides. The record is from the annotation of a GenBank genome assembly. NCBI's taxonomy places the organism in Eukaryota, Viridiplantae, Streptophyta, Magnoliopsida, Fabales, Fabaceae.
AUGCGAUCCGCUUCGAUCUUCUCUACUUCGCUAAGUUCCUGGAAUUGGUUGAGAUCGGGAAGAGUUUGUUCCUGUGGCUCCUUGGAACGGAUUAUAAUGAUUUGGAGAGCCAACAUUGAAAAGAGUUGCAAUCGAGUAAGAAUAUGGACGGUGAACGGAGCAUACCUGCUCCAUCUCAUGGGCAAGUUGACGGCGUUCAGAAAGUUAAAGCAUUACAGGGCGGAAUGUUUCAAGGAUAGAACUGAUGUGCAAUGCCUCCAUAGGUGGCAGAAAGUUUUAAAUCCUGAACUUGUUAAAGGUCCAUGGUCUAAAGAGGAAGAUGAAAAAAUUAUUGAAUUGGUGAAAAUAAAUGGGGCUAAAAAGUGGUCAUCUCUUGCACAACAUUUACCUGGACGAAUUGGUAAGCAGUGUCGUGAAAGUGUAUUGCGCUUGGCUGUUUCAGUUGGCAUGAUUUGUAUGGUUGUACUUGUACCUGCGAUCCCAUCCUGUUGGUGGGGCAUUACAGCCAAUACUGGGCAAUUGGGUCUGAAGUGGGUUAAUCAUCUUGAUCCUACUAUAAAAAAGGAAGCAUGGACACAGGAAGAGGAGUUGGCUCUAAUACAUUAUCAUCAGAUAUUUGGGAACAAAUGGGCCGAGUUGUCAAAGUACAUUCCUGGAAGGACAGACAAUGCUAUUAAAAAUCACUGGAACAGUUCUGUCAAAAAGAAAUUGGAUUCUUAUUUGGCAUCUGGUGUGCUUAACCAGUUUGAGCCUGUACCUCAUGUUGGAAAUUCGAAUCAAUCAUCAAGGUUGCAGUGUAGUCGAGAUGAUAAUGACUCCAAGGGGAUUGAAGGAGAGGAAGUUUCAGACUGCAGCCAAGGUUCAGCUAAUGCUCGCUUUCCAUCUGCUAUGGGGAUGGGCAGUGCUGACUUACAAACUGGAGAGGCUUAUAGGCCAAAUGAAGAAUGUAGUCUUGGAAAGAAUCAUAGUCCAAGUCGAGCAUCUUGUUCAGAGCCAUAUUACGUAUCAAUUGAUGAUGUUAGUAUAUGCAUUCCUGAAAUUGCUCACCAAGAGGCAUGCACUUCUCAAUUCAUUGAGAAACAAUCACAUGAACCUGAAAAUUCUCUUAGUGGGGAUUGCCAUUUCAAUUUACAUUCCUUGCCCAAUAUUUCAUCGAUGAUCUUGGGGCAGGGUUCCUUGCAGCAAAGAGAUUGUGUAGCUCCUAGUGAAAUAUGUGAGAAAGUGACUGUUCCAUUUCAGACAUCAGAGCGGUUGGGUGUUUCAACGUCCAUGCGACCUGCAUCUUUGGAUUCUUAUAAACCUGAGCACAUGUUGAUAUCUGAUCAUGAAUGUUGCACCGUUCUGUUUUCAGAGUCAAUGAAUGAUGGGUGUUUUCCUUCUGUAGAUUAUAUUAAAGGUGAAGAUACAGCUGAAUUUUCCGGAUUCACUUCAUUUCUUUGCCAAUCUUGUAAUAUCCAGAUGUCUGAAACUGCUGGAACCUCAACUCCUCAGCUAACUUGUCCUCGGUGUUCUAAUAAUUAUGAAGGAACUUCAUCCUCCUUGUCUGUCCCUCCAGUACUUUCUGCUUGUGAUGAUAGGAUGGGUCCUAGUGCCAAUGGCAAUCAAUUAUAUGGAACAGAGGGUCACCAGUUUGUCUCCAGAGCACCUGCUCACUUUGCUUAUGUCAAUGACAUGUCCAGUUCUCCUUGUGUGGAUGGUGUAGGUACUGCAGUAAUGGAAGAACCGCUUGAUAUUCUGAAUUGUACUUCAAAAUUGGUCCCUGUAAAUAGGGAUAAUCUAACAGAGGAAAAAACGGAUGUGCAUACAGAAAAGGAGGACUCAGGAUCUCUUUGUUAUGAACCCCCCCGUUUUCCUAGUUUGGAUAUUCCUUUCUUCAGCUGUGAUCUUGUACAAUCUGGAAGUGAUAUGCAGCAAGAGUUUAGUCCCUUGGGUAUUCGCCAGUUUAUGAUGUCUUCUAUGAAUUGUCUUACUCCUUUCAGGUUGUGGGACUCACCCUCUCGUGAUGAUAGUCCAGAUGCAUUGUUAAAAAGUGCAGCUAAAACAUUUACAGGUACACCAUCCAUAUUAAAGAAAAGACACCGAGACUUGUUGUCACCACUCUCAGAUAAAAGAAUUGAUAAGAAACUGGAGACUGACAUGACUACCUUCACCAAAAACAUUUCCAGUUUGGAUGUCAUGUUUGGUGAUAAUGAGACUCAAGAAGCAGAUAUGCCUUCAUUGCAAAAACAGAACAGCAGGGCAUGUGUUGAUGAUGAGAAUAAAGAAAAUUGUGGACAAGCUUAUAAGCCAAAUAAAUCUGCAAUUUUGGAUGAGAAUCCCCAAAAAGAGACUGUUGACAAUUCUCAGCCUAAUGUCAAGCAACAGCAGCUAAAGAUUGAUCCCUCAGCUGCUGUGAUUGAACAACAACCUUCCGGAGUUUUGGUUGAGCAUGAUGUGAAUGACCUGUCGCUAUCUUCUCCUGAUCAAGUUGGUUUAAAAUCAGACAGAGCUCUGGAUUCAAGUACUAAAACUCCCAAAAACUUGAACAGUUCUUUGGAAGCCAUUCCAAAUCAGAACAGUCAUUUGAAAUUAUCUUCUAAAAAUCCAUGCUCAAGAAUUAAUUCUAAUUCUCCUUGUGUACGUGCAAAGGAGCAUGAAAAACUUUCAGUUGCUGUUACUCGUGCACAAACUGCAGGGGACAAUUCAGGGGAACAAACCAGAAAGGAUGGUGGUUUUGAAACAUGUAGCAUCCCUGGUGAUAGAAGCUAUGAUGCAAUUGGGUUGUUGAAACAGAUCAGUGAACAAACUGCUGCCACAUAUGCCAAUGCUCAAGAGAUUUUGGGAAAUGAAACUCCAAAGGCAUUAGGGAAAGAUGCAUCUGGAAACGACAAGGAUACAUUGGCUUCAAAUGCAUUGAUAGAGCGACGCACACUUGACUUUAGUGAAUGUGGAACACCAAGCAAGGGUGAUGACAACAAAUCCUCAGCUAUAAGUUUCUCAAGCCCUUCUUCGUAUCUGUUGAAAGAAGUUGCGCGACCAAACAUGGCUGCUCUCUCAUUCCUUCCACAAACCUGCCACUCUCUUUCCUUUCCGCGACAUGGCCCCCGCUUCCACCGCCACUUCCCCACCGCUCUCGCUGGUUCCCACCAACCUGGAGGCUCGGUUGAUUCUAAAACUCAAGUGUAUCGUGUUCCGCUUUUGACUUCCUCGGAGGCCAAUGCAAGGCUAAAAUCAUUUAGAGAAAAGAUAAAGGGCAAGCAACAAUUCCUUGCCAUGUAUUCUAGUAUUUUUGAUGGGAUAACAACAGAUCCAGCAUCUAUGGUUAUUCCUAUGGAUGACCACAUGGUCCAUAGGGGCCACGGUGUGUUUGAUACUGCUGCAAUAAUGGACGGAUACCUAUAUGAGCUAGAUCAACACCUUGAUCGCUUUUUAAGCUCUGCAUCCAUGUCUAAAAUCGAUCCCCCUUUUGAUCGUGGAAGCAUAAGGAGAAUACUCAUACAAACUGUAAGCGCUUCCAAGUGUAGGAAAGGAUCACUAAGAUAUUGGCUCUCAGCAGGACCUGGUGACUUUCAGUUAUCUCCCACUGGUUGCCACCAAUCAAGUCUGUAUGCAAUAGUAAUACAGGAUCUGUCACCAUCAUCGCUUGAUAUCAGGGGAGUUAAAGUCGUUACUUCAUCUGUCCCCAUUAAACACCCCAAGUUUGCUAUUACUAAGAGUGUGAAUUAUCUUCCAAAUGUACUCUCAAAGGUGGAAGCUGAAGAAGCUGGUGCUUUUGUAGGCAUUUGGCUUGAUUUUGAAGGUUUUGUUGCAGAAGGGCCUAAUAUGAAUGUGGCCUUUGUCACUAAAGAGAAGGAACUAAUAAUGCCUCACUUUGACAAAAUUCUAAGUGGCUGCACAGCUAGGAGAGUGUUAACCCUUGCCGAGAGUUUAUUAAGGGAGGGUAAGCUUAAGGGGAUAAGGAUGAAAAAUGUGACUGUUAAGGAAGGUAAGAAAGCAGAUGAAAUGAUGCUUCUUGGGAGUGGAAUUCUUGUUUGCCCUGUAGUGCAGUGGGAUGAGCAGGUUAUUGGUAAUGGCAAAGAAGGCCCUGUAACACAGGCUCUUUUCAAUCUAAUUGUUGAUGACAUGAAAUCAGGACCCUCUACUGUUCGUACACCUGUUCCAUAUUGA